GAUACAUCGGGCGGGAUGACUGCUCGCAUGGACUCUCGUCAAACGAGAUUUCAAGUAAAGGGUGUAGUCUUUUACCCAACGGCUAAUUUUGAACGAUAUAAAAGAAGACCCCAAUUUCAAACUCUUCACUUGUUCACUGCAACGUCUGUCCUCUACAAGCAUUAUCCCAACAUGAAAUUCUUGAUCAUCAGCAUCUUCUUGGCUUGCGCCUCUGCCCAAUGGGUCGCCCCAUAUUACAGCCAAUGGUCCCCAUACAAUCCUCAGUUUACCAAUGACUUGUUGUCGAAGAGCGUUGACUUGAACAAGGACGGCCAACCCGAUGUCCCCGUCUACACCGCAGCCCCCGCUCUUUUGCCCAACUACUACCCCUACGCCGGUCUGAACUACCGCGCUGGAUUCCCCUACACUUACGGCGCUCCUUUCACCUACCCCUUCGUCCAGGCUGCCGCUGCUCCCGCCGCUGAGGUCAAGUCCACCCGCAGCAAACGUCAAGUUGCCGUCCUUCCCCACAACCCAGCUGAAUUCCUCAACGAUUUCCGUUACAAAAGCGUUGACUUGAACCAGGACGGCCAGCCCGACAACGCCGUUUACACUGCCCCAGUUGCUCCCAUCGCUCCUGCCCGAUUCGUCACUCCUUACCCUGGAUUCACUGGUUACUACCCUCAAACUUACCCAUUCUUCAACGGAUUCUAUUAACUUAAUAGUCCGUCAACCCGCCGCUGAAAUUAUCUGUUGUUACAAUUGUUAUUACCUUCUUGUUUGAAACUUUAAUUGUUUCUGAUUACAAAAUUCAUACCGCA
Daphnia pulicaria is the source of this 800-nucleotide messenger RNA. RefSeq lists its product as uncharacterized. The record is from RefSeq and is a predicted model, not a curated record. The transcript has 3 exons. Bases 16 to 696 code for a protein of 226 amino acids. NCBI's taxonomy places the organism in Eukaryota, Metazoa, Arthropoda, Branchiopoda, Diplostraca, Daphniidae.